AUCAAUAAAGAACUGUUCAGAGGUUUAACUUCACUUCAGCAUCUUUACCUUUCUGGGAAUAAAUUGGAUGGUAUUGUUGAGAACACCUUUUGCGAAUCGCCGAAGCUAGUGCUACUCGAACUAGAUGGAAACCCUCUUGAGAACAUUGAAGUCGGUUCGUUUAAUUGUCUGAACCAACUCGGAUAUUUGAAUCUGAACCAUACGAGUAUUGGACGAACUAAAGGAGCUUUGUUCAAAGAACUUCACCAACUGGUGGUGGUCUCCCUAAGCCAUAGCGGUCUUGAAAAAAUUGCUGAUGAUUCCUUUCAGAACAAAUCUAGAUUGACUCGGAUAGAUCUAAGUGACAAUGACAUUGAGUGGUUGAAUGCAAGCAUGUUCUAUGGAACGCCUCAGAUCGGGACACUUCGCUUACAGAAUAAUCAAAUAACAAAAUUGCCAGAGAACCUCUUUGCUGAUGUUGCCGGACCUCUGAACUUGUCGCUAAAAGGAAACCCCUUGGUUUGCGAUUGUCAACUGGAUUGGAUUUCAGGAUGGUUGUUGGAGAAUGGAGGAAAUCUUGACAAGUGUCUCUGUGAUCAACCCUCUGCUCUCCACGGUCUUCAUCUUGACAGUAUCCCCUACGACAGAUUCCACUGUAAACCAUACAUAAUCAUAGACAUUCCGCAGAUUUACAACGCAACACCAGGAGACAAGCGGUUCGAACUAGUCUGUCCUGUUGGUGGUAAACCGCCCCCUACGAUCACAUGGACGAUCCCAAGUGGCGAAAAGAUAUCCAAGAACACCGUCCAUGAGUACGAAAAUGGCUUAUAUCGCGUUCGUGGAAACGACACCCUCGUCAUCAGGGAAAUAACAUCAGCAGUCGAGGGGUGGUUUACAUGCGAGGCAACGAACAUUCUUGGACAUAUAUCUGUCGAUCUUGAGGUAAAGGUCGUCCACGUACCCAGUAAUUGGAUGGUAGCUUUCCUUGCGGUGAUGAUCGUGUUGUUUAUUGGAUGUGCUUUGUGUCUUGUUGUUACAUUCCUGAAACCAUGUCGACGUCGAAGGCGCAGAAGGGAACUCAUAAGGACACCAGCUCGAAGGGUUGACCCUCGGUACGGUCCACUCAGUCCCAUAGCUGAAGGAAAUGAAACCGAUGAAUUAUGAUGAAUUAUAUCGUCAACUGUGAUGAACUGAACUAUGACAGACCAUGACGCACUGUAAGAAUUGUUGAUCCGUGAUCGUACAUUAUGUAACGUGUGCAAAAUGAUGUUAAAGACUGAAGGGUAACGUAAGAAUGGAAAAUGAGAAAGACAUGAAAUGCGAUAUACCAGUAAUAUAAACAUUCAUGCUGGAAAAUGUAGGUUGCAACAUGAACGGGAUAUUGUUGUUACUUACAAAAUUUUGACUUUUUGCACUUAUUAAUUGUGCUUACGCAUAAUACAACAGGCCUAUGUAUAUUAUGCAUCCUUUUAGAACUAAACAAGUAGAGCGCAUCUGGCCAUUACGCGAUUCAAUAAAGCAGCAGUGCUGACUUUCAAAAUGAGUAUGAAAAAAAUAUUCACAACAAACACCAUCCACAUAAUGUGCUACUACGUUCAUUGACCCUAAAUGACAUUUGACCUUAAUCAAGUACCUACGACCUGUGCAAGAUGAACAAUGAUACUGGAUUACCCCUUUGUCAACAUUUCAUUAUUCAUCAUAUCUAUACAAUUUCAAGUUAUGAUGGCAAUUCAACAUUUACCUACAACGUCGCCAAAGCUUAUUGUCCUUAAAUGACUUUUGACCUUGGUCAUGUGACCUGAAACUCGCACAGGAUGUUCAGUGAUACUUGAUUGCUCUUAUGUACAAGUUUUAUGAACUAAAUUCCAUAAAUGUUGAAAGUAUUCAACAAAUACCCCC
This is a messenger RNA of Lytechinus variegatus (green sea urchin), 1878 nucleotides long. Its product is annotated as leucine-rich repeat and immunoglobulin-like domain-containing nogo receptor-interacting protein 3. Gene Ontology annotation, molecular function: protein binding. The annotation marks the transcript as partial. The record is from RefSeq and is a predicted model, not a curated record. The transcript has a single exon. NCBI's taxonomy places the organism in Eukaryota, Metazoa, Echinodermata, Echinoidea, Temnopleuroida, Toxopneustidae.